Molecule: messenger RNA, 4271 nt
Organism: Oncorhynchus nerka (sockeye salmon)
Lineage: Eukaryota; Metazoa; Chordata; Actinopteri; Salmoniformes; Salmonidae
Product: sorting nexin-27-like
Exons: 13
Coding region: 130-1833 (567 amino acids)
Biological process (GO): intracellular protein transport; endocytic recycling; signal transduction
Cellular component (GO): early endosome
Molecular function (GO): protein binding; phosphatidylinositol-3-phosphate binding
Source: RefSeq, a predicted model, not a curated record
AAUCGGUUUUCGUUUACUUGGUCGCUCCUCCUCUCUCCAUCGUUUCUAGCAAGCUAGCUAGAUAACUAGGAGAGCUACCUUGAAGUUUGGAGACUCAAAGUGGAUAAGGGGGAAACAGGCUGACGGAAAAUGGCAGACGUCGAGGGAGAGGGAAUUAAUUCGGUGGCACCUCGGUUAGUUCAGCCAUCCUCUCCUAACGGCUCCGGUGCCAGCCCAACGCAGGGCACCGGCAGUUGCCAAACGGUGACUACCGUUACGUCAGGCCCGCGACUGGUGCGGAUAGUCAAGUCUGACUCGGGAUAUGGCUUCAAUGUCCGGGGACAGGUUAGCGAAGGAGGACAACUACGGAGCAUCAACGGGGAAUUGUAUGCCCCGCUACAGCAUGUUAGUGCUGUUUUACCGGGAGGUGCAGCGGACAGAGCCGGUAUCUCGAAAGGGGACCGGAUUCUGGAAGUUAAUAGUGUGAACGUGGAGGGGGCGACCCAUAAGCAGGUGGUGGAUCUGAUCCGUGCGGGGGAGAGGGAGCUGAUGCUGGCCGUGCUGUCUGUACCUCCCCAGGAGGCUGACUGUCUGGACCCUGGAGACGACGGCUCAGCCCAGUCCUGCUAUGACUACAGCGACAAACAGGCCGUCCCCAUCUCCGUCCCCACAUACAAACACGCUGAACUCAACCAGGAGAGGUUUGUGGUGUAUAAUGUGUACAUGGCAGGCAGACAGCUGUGCUCUAAGAGGUACAGGGAGUUUGCUAUCCUCAACCAGAACCUGAAGAGAGAGUUUGCCAACUACACCUUCCCCAAAAUACCUGGCAAAUGGCCCUUUUCCCUGUCUGAACAACAACUAGACGCUAGACGCAGGGGACUGGAGGAAUACCUGGAGAAAGUGUGUUCAGUGAGGGUGAUUGGGGAGAGUGAAGUCAUGCAGGAGUUUCUGUCUGAUGAGUCUGAUGAGAACUAUAACGGCGUAUCAGAUGUGGAGUUGAGGAUAGCCAUGCCUGAUAAAACCACCGUCACAGUCCGAGUCCGCAAGAACUGUACAACUGACCAGGUCUACCAGGCUGUGGUCAUGACAGUAGGAAUGGACAGCAUAACGGCCAGCUACUUUGCUCUGUUUGAGGUCAUCAACCACUCCUUUGUGCGUAAACUGGCUCCUAAUGAGUUCCCCCACAAGCUGUAUGUUCAGAACUACACAUCUGCUGUCCCUGGGACCUGCCUCACCCUGCGCAAGUGGCUCUUCACCACCGAGGAGGAGAUCCUGCUCAAUGACAACCAACUGGCCGUCAGCUACUGCUUCCACCAGGCGGUGGAUGAUGUGAAAAGGGGAUUUAUCAAGGCAGAGGAGAAGUCCUACCAGCUACAGAAAUUAGCAGAACAGAAGAAGAUGGCCAUGUAUCUCAGUAUGUUACGGGGCUGUGAAGGCUACAAUGAGAUCAUCUUCCCACACUGCUCCUGUGACUCCCGACGCAAAGGCCACGUCGUCACAGCCAUCAGCAUACACAACUUUAAACUGCACGCCUGCACAGAGGAGGGAACGCUAGAGAACCAGGUGAUCGUGUUUGAGUGGGUGGAGAUGCAGCACUGGGACACUGAUGAGGAGGGCAUGGCCUUCUGUUUCCAGUACGCCAGGGCAGAGAAGAAACCUCGCUGGGUCAAGAUCUUUACUCCCUACUUCAACUACCUGCAUGAGUGCGUUGAGAGAGUCUUCUGUGAACUCAAGUGGAGGAAAGAGGUGGAAGAGGAGGCUGUGGAUAAAGACAAUAAGAACUGCAGUAAAGAAGGUAUGUGUAGCAAGAAUAUCUUCCAGCUGUUGAGACACAGAAGGGAUGGAGGCACCUAGGAGGAGAGAUCAUCACCUCCUAAACAUGCUCUCCUCCAUCCGUCCCUCUGGUCUGGUUCGGCCCGGAACUACCACCACUACCUGUCCUCACACAACUACUACUACACCAACUACAAACUAGAACUUCUACAUACCAUUAACAGCAACUACAGAUCAACAACCACCACACACCAUCAAACUACAAAUGAACAACUUCUGGACUGACUGAAGGAGAAACAACGACACACACUACAACUUAAGCUGUUAUUCACCAUGAACCCUUGAAUACAACCCAAGCACACAAUAUAAACACAAGCCAACAGGAAGCUACAGUAGAAACAUAUAGCAGGUUUGUACAGGUGAAUAAGUAACUCUAAAGACUUAGAUACAUGCCUUCAUACAUCGCAUCACCUCAUUGGUCAAAACUCCAUGGAGACCUGUGACUAUUGGCUAAGGAGGCUAACGUCUUGUGGUGGGCUUAGAUGAAGGAGAUGGUUCUCUGGGACGAUAUUGGACAAGGGAUUUGACACGUGCAAGGCCAUUGGGUGUUUUGUGGCCACUUUGGAGUGCUCUGGACUGGAACAGAGUGCAGUGGUAGAAGAGAACAAAAGAGGGAUACAGAUGCUGGAACAGAACCUGUUCUAAAAGAGAAAACGGCUGGUGGUGUUGGAACAGAACCUGUUCUAAAAGAGAAAACGGCUGGUGGUGUUGGAACAGAACCUGUUCUAAAAGAGGAAAUGGCUGGUGGUGAUGGAACAGAACCUGUUCUAAAAGAGAAAACGGAUGGUGGUGAUGGAACAGAACCUGUUCUAAAAGAGGAAAUGGCUGGUGGUGAUGGAACAGAACCUGUUCUAAAAGAGGAACUGGCUGGUGGUGAUGGAACAGAACCUGUUCUAAAAGAGGAAAUGGCUGGUGGUGAUGGAACAGAACCUGUUCUAAAAGAGGAAAUGGCUGGUAGUGAUGGAACAGAACCUGUUCUAAAAGAGGAAACGGCUGGUGGUGUUGGAACAGAACCUGUUCUAAAAGAGGAAAUGGCUGGUGGUGAUGGAACAGAACCUGUUCUAAAAGAGGAAACGGCUGGUGGUGUUGGAACAGAACCUGUUCUAAAAGAGGAAAUGGCUGGUGGUGAUGGAACAGAACCUGUUCUAAAAGAGGAAACGGCUGGUGGUGUUGGAACAGAACCUGUUCUAAAAGAGGAAACGGCUGGUGGUGUUGGAACAGAACCUGUUCUAAAAGAGGAAACGGCUGGUGGUGUUGGAACAGAACCUGUUCUAAAAGAGGAAAUGGCUGGUGGUGAUGGAACAGAACCUGUUCUACAAGAGGAAAUGUCUGGUGGUGAUGGAACAGAACCUGUUCUAAAAGAGGAAAUGGCUGGUGGUGUUGGAACAGAACCUGUUCUAAAAGAGGAAACGGCUGGUGGUGUUGGAACAGAACCUGUUCUAAAAGAGGAAACGGCUGGUGGUGUUGGAACAGAACCUGUUCUAAAAGAGGAAACGGCUGGUGGUGUUGGAACAGAACCUGUUCUAAAAGAGGAAACGGCUGGUGGUGAUGGAACAGAACCUGUUCUAAAAGAGGAAAUGGCUGGUGGUGUUGGAACAGAACCUGUUCUAAAAGAGGAAACGGCUGGUGGUGAUGGACUGAGGAGACGCAUCUGAAAAGUUCUAAAACAGGAACUGUGUGUGUGUGUGUGUGUGUGUGUGUGUGUGUGUGUGUGUGUGUGUGUGUGUGUGUGUGUGUGUGUGUGCCGACUGAUUAUGGACAGCUGUGAGAGUCUAGGUUGGAACCCUGGAGGUAGAAACAACCCUUCUCUCUGACUCUGAACUGAACUCCCAGAAUGAGUCUAGACAGACAGACGGAGGGAACCGGCCACAUGAUACAAGAGACUGGACUCAUAUGAACCACACAGACCGAUUGACAUAUGGAUAUUAUCUCCUGUUUGUAGCCACUAUCUCCAUUUCAAAGAGAUCUACUGAAGAGACUAUUACAGAGAGAGAGAGAGAAACCAUACAUUUCCUUUAUUUAUGACUAUUGGGCCGAGCAGAACCAAGGGUAGCAUGUGUGUUUCAGCUGCUGGUUCUGUUUCGGUUUACAGAUGCUGAAAUUGCCCUGAAGCCAUUUUUGAAUACAUAAACCUUCUCAUUAAAACACACACACACACAGAAUGCUCAUCAUGUAGGAAUUGGAUCCCAGGAAAGUAUUCUGCCAUCUUGACAGAUACCUGAACAAGGAACAUGUUUACUUCACCUGUGUGUUUUGUGUCUAAAGACAUAUAUAUAUAUAUAUAAAAUGAUAUAUAUCAUUUUUAAUGUGGACAUUUCAGACAUUGGACAGAAUAGCACAAAAACCCUGUAAGAUGUUGACCACAUUAAGCUCAAUAUGUAUUCAUUCUAUGCUAGGGUCUCAUGAAGACUGUAUUUAUACUGGGUUGUAAAUAACACUGAACUCAAAGUGCAUCUCGA